AUGUCUUCCACCACAGACAACAACAAGAACACCACCCCAGCCUCAACCGAUGCCUCCAACAACAAGGACGCCAACCCAACCCCAUCCGAUGCCACCAACAACCAGAACGCCACCCCAACUCCCUCCAACAACCCCUCUCCUCCCACCGACGACGACAACGACCUAACCGCCGAGCCCGAGCUGAUCGAAGCCUCCGAAGCCUACGAGAAGUACACCAUCAUCCUCAACAACAACGCCAUGCCGUUGCCGGAGGAGCUGGAGCAGAACGGCAGGUCUUCGACGAAGGUCGGCGUGCCACAGCAGAUUUCGAGGAGCAUGGAGGAGACGCGGAAGGACUUUCGGCGGAAGUUUGGGUGGCGCGGGUCGGGGGAGAGGAGCCCACCGGUGAAGAGGGAGAUGGAUGGAGAUGAUGAGGAUGAUGGCGAGGGUGGUGGGAAGAAGGGCGGCGAGAAGGUGAAGAAGGAUUAG
Molecule: messenger RNA, 468 nt
Organism: Zasmidium cellare ATCC 36951
Lineage: Eukaryota; Fungi; Ascomycota; Dothideomycetes; Mycosphaerellales; Mycosphaerellaceae
Exons: 1
Coding region: 1-468 (155 amino acids)
Source: RefSeq, a predicted model, not a curated record